AUGGCGGCGUCGGCGGCGGCAGCGUUCACUGCGACGGCGGCAGCAGCCGGCGGGACCGGCCGCCUUCCGGUCGCCGCGGCCGGCAACCCCCGCUCGCCCCUCCUCUUCCUCCCACCGCUGCCCUCGCCCCAUCGCCGGGCGCUCUCCUGCUCUGCCCUCUCAGGUGCUCUUCUCCCCUCUCUAUCUCUCUCUUCUUCCUCCUCCUCCUUGUUACAGUGUUCAUAGCAAGGGCGGAUGAGGCGGGGAGUGUAGGGUUUGGUCUCCCAUGGCUGGAAAGAGGUUUUGAUUUGUGGGGCAAGCUCCUCUUCUUUCUCCUCCUCCUCCUCCUCCACUUCUGUGUCGUUUUUCUCGUGGUGUCCGGAGGAAGAUUACGCUAGGGCUCCUCCUGUUCGAAUGCAUCUCGGAUUCGAUGCUCAUUAUUUCGAACUGAUCGACUAUCAAUGUCCAGACGGGGAGGGUGGGACCGUCGGCUUUGCCUUUUGUGCUUCGAUCCCGAUUGAGAACAUGAAUAUGAAGUGUUUCUCAGUUUUAGCUUGUAUGAUUCGUGGAGUUUUAUAUCCUAAAGGGCAUCCUCAAUCGAGAAUGGAGUUUGUGGCCAUGCGCUUCCCUUGCUAGGGUUUUGGCUCUGCUAUAUCCGGCCCUCCUGGCUAGAGUCCUCGAAUUGAUGAUUCUGGGUAUUCUCGUGGAUAUUAUCGAAGGAAUUUUUAAUCGGAUUAUGAGUUGACUUAAGAUGCAUAAUUUUUAAUGAAGGGUAUGUGAUUCUUGUUGAUGCAGGAAAAUUUAUUUUUUUAUUAAAAUUAAGAAAAAAUGUAAUCUCUGUCCAAAAUUUUCGUUUUAUUUGAUAAACAUCUCAAGACUUGUUUCUCUACGAAUGUUUAGGCUUCAGUCUUCUGAGCAUUUUUCAUAUCUUAUGGUUAAUUCUUAUAAUCUAACCUUUUUUUCUUAUAAUAAAUAGUAUUAUAAGUAUCUAUGUGAAAUAAAUCUUCUGACUUGAUGAACAACUAAUGGAACCUUCUUUUUGCAGUUAUUCAAACUGAGCGCACCUCAUCUCUGAUAUUCAAAAAAAUAAAUAUUUUAGAUCAUUUCCAUCAUUGAAGAAUUUUUUCAUAUGGCCUAAUUAUUCCCAAGGAUGGAUGGCGCAGAUAAAAGACUAAUUUUGAUUUGAUUUGAUUUAUUUUUUUUAAAAUUUCCACAGACACACGCAGAUUUUCCCAGCUCGUGGUGAAGGCAACUUCUUCAGAAGAGGGUUCUGGCUCUGUUCAAGUUGAAGAGCUCUUCUCAGAUUUGAAGGAGAAGGUACGUGCUUUCUCCAAACUAUAUGAUUCUUACUUGAACUUAUCCAAAAUCUCAGAACUUAUUUUCUUCUGUUCCGUGGCAGUGGGAUGGCAUUGAUAACAAGUCAACGGUGUUGGUCUAUGGAGGAGGUGCUCUAGUGGCAGUAUGGCUGUCUUCCAUUGUAAUUGGCGCCAUCAACUCUGUUCCUCUGGUACAUCCCUCACUGUUUUCUAGUUGUAUUAUUUCCUUCGGGAAAUUUUAUAAAAUAAUGUAUCUAGGCUAUAGAAAUACGUAUUUUUAGUAAUCUUUAUCAAAAUUUCCGUUCCUAGCCACCUUGUAAAAUAUUUAAUACUUUCUGAAAAAUCACUUCUCAUGCUCCUCCCAGCUCCCAAAGAUUAUGGAAUUGGUUGGUCUGGGGUACACAGGCUGGUUCGUCUACCGAUACCUUCUCUUCAAGGUAACUCUUAACCCUUUUCCUCUAAUUUCCGGGAGUCAUAAAUUUGGGUAUUUUGGGAUUAAUGAUUAGAUAGUGAUCCUUAUCUUCUUACGUUAAAACUGUUGGUUAUCCAACUCUAGUCCUAUUCUCAUGAGUGGAGCAGGCUCAUCUAUUUGACCUCUAUACUUAUUUUAUUUCGAUAUAGGACUAUUUUUAGCACGUCUCCUCACAUGUAAGUUGACUUUUGUGUUAUUUCCUCUGAUCAAAAGAAAUAGAGUACAUCACGGUCCGUGAACAGUUAUUUAACUUUUGACUUCAUAUUACAGUCAUGCGCCAUCAGUUCAAAAGUAAUUAUCAUCAAAAUAGAGUUGACCCAUAUAUUAGGUAUAUGAUUUUGUCCACUAUACCUAUUCACGUGUGUGGAGCAGGCCCAUAUGUUUGACCUCUAUACUUAUUUUACUUCAAUAUAGGACUAUUUUUAGCAAGUCUCCUCACAUGUAAGUUGACUUUUGUACUGUUUCCCCUGAUCGAAAGAAAUGGAGUACAUCACAGUCCUUGAACAGUUAUUACCUUUGACUUCAUAUUACAGUAAUGCGCCAUCAGUUCAAAGUAAUUAUCAUCAAAAUAGAGUUGACACAUAUAUUUUGGUACACGAUUUUGUCCCCAAUGUGAGGCAGUUCUAAAAACUAGAUUAACUAAUAAUCUAGUUUUUUUCUUUUUCUGAGUCAAAUUUUUUGAGGGAAGAGACCCCUCUUAGCCAUCAAUCAGUCCGUGCUGACUAUUUUCAAUGCACUGGGUUCUUAGCUUCACUUGAAAGUAUUGCAUCAGCGGAUCCAAUCCAACCUGAUUGAGAUCCCAGUGAUCCUGACACCAACUAAUAUGAUCUAGAUUAGUGUUCAUAAAUGCUUUUCAUGGAGAUUAACGGACUUUAUCUGCGAAAUAAAUUCAAGGGUGAUGCUUCAUAGACAAUUUAUGUGGGAUUGAAACUAUCUUCAUUCAGAUAUUACUCUUGGAAUACGAGAGAAAUCAUGUUAUAUGGAUCCCAGAACAACUAUGUCAUUGAACUUGUUAGAAUCUUCCAGAAAAGAAUGGUUAAUGCGCAGGAAUCAUAUGGAUCGAUGACUGAUAAAAUCUCAUUUACCAUUGCAGUCGAGCAGAAAAGAGCUGGCCAGUGACAUCGAAGAUCUGAAGAAGAAGAUCGCCGGAACUGAGUAG
Molecule: messenger RNA, 2926 nt
Organism: Spirodela intermedia
Lineage: Eukaryota; Viridiplantae; Streptophyta; Magnoliopsida; Alismatales; Araceae
Source: the annotation of a GenBank genome assembly